Molecule: messenger RNA, 2727 nt
Organism: Syngnathoides biaculeatus (alligator pipefish)
Lineage: Eukaryota; Metazoa; Chordata; Actinopteri; Syngnathiformes; Syngnathidae
Gene: slc23a2
Product: solute carrier family 23 member 2
Exons: 16
Coding region: 410-2560 (716 amino acids)
Biological process (GO): L-ascorbic acid metabolic process; transmembrane transport
Cellular component (GO): membrane
Molecular function (GO): transmembrane transporter activity
Source: RefSeq, a predicted model, not a curated record
AACGGAGGCGUUGCGUCACCAUUUGUCCGACUCUGAUUGGUCGAGGCGCUCGCGAAUGUCCGGUGUCUGACGUCACGGCGGAUAUGCGCGCCUCUGAUUGGCCGAGACGCUGCGGGAGGCAGGUGCAUGACGUCAUGAGCGAUGUGCGCAUGCACGAAGCCUUCCAUCAAACCCGUGCUUUUGCAAAAGCCAUAAAUCCCUCCGCGGGGGCGAAACGGUUCUGUUGUAGAGACGAGGACUUCCUACUCUCCCCGCCGGGCUCCAAGGCGCUCUCGUCGGCCCGCCCGCCUGUGAGCUUCGUUCCGGUUCCGAGCCUAAAGCCUCUCGGAGCCGCUUACCGAGCAGCGAGCCAGCGGAACGGACGUAGCCGGCCGGGGAAGCGGGCUUCGUCAUCUCUUUCUUCGGUCAGAUGCUCCCAGCCGUGCAGAUUGACAGGAGUGAUGGGAUAUGUCAACUAGAUAAUUCAUCCGUGAAUGAUGUAAUCGGACGUGCGGACUCAUCUGCGGCGUUGACACCGGAGCGAGACAAAGCCGACGAGGCGGACCAGUGGCUAGACAGAGGUGCUGCGAUCAUGGGCGUGGGCAAGAACACCACCUCCAGGCCCGUGGACAGCGCCAGCGAGGGUGGCAAAUAUGAAGAGGAGAACAAACACGCCGCGGACUUCUACCCCAUUCCGGUGGUGGUAAAUGGAGUGGGCGGAGCCAAUGGCGACCAGGAUACAGAGAACACCGAGCUGAUGGCCAUCUACACAAAAGACGCUCAAAGAGCGGAAAAGAGCUCAAUGUCGGAGACUUUGGACAGCUCAGACAGCACCGAUCCGAGGAGGAUGGACAUGAUCUAUAUCAUAGAAGACACUCCGCCCUGGUACCUUUGUGUGUUUUUAGGCCUACAGCAUUAUUUGACGUGUUUCAGCGGAACCAUCGCGGUGCCGUUCCUCCUGGCCGAAGCCAUGUGUGUGGGCUUCGACCAAUGGGCCACGAGCCAGCUCAUCGGGACCAUCUUCUUUUGUGUGGGGAUUACAACCCUUCUGCAAACCACACUGGGCUGCAGGUUGCCCUUGUUCCAGGCCAGCGCUUUCGCCUUCCUCGCCCCGGCCAGGGCCAUCCUAUCGCUCGACAAAUGGAAGUGCAACAACACGGCGAUCCUCGAGACGAACAGCACAGAAAUUCUCCACACAGACCACAUCUGGCAUCCCAGGAUACGAGAAAUCCAGGGGGCCAUCAUCGUGUCGUCCCUGGUGGAGGUGUGCAUUGGGGCGCUGGGCCUACCCGGGCUCCUCCUCAAGUAUAUCGGACCGCUGACCAUCACCCCGACUGUCGCCCUCAUCGGCCUCUCCGGGUUCCAGGCUGCGGGGGAGAGGGCGGGAAAGCACUGGGGCAUCGCUAUGCUGACUAUUUUCCUGGUGCUCCUCUUCUCGCAAUACGCGCGAAACGUCCACUUCCCGUUGCCCGUCUACAAAGCAAAGAAAGGCUGGACUUCCUACAGGCUGCAGGUCUUCAAAAUGUUCCCAAUCAUCAUGGCCAUCCUGGUGUCAUGGCUGCUGUGCUUCAUCUUCACGGUGACCGACGUCUUCCCGCCCGAAAAGGACAAGUACGGCUACUACGCCCGCACGGACGCACGGCAAGGGAUCCUGUCGGUUGCACCCUGGUUCAAGAUCCCGUAUCCCUUCCAGUGGGGUCUCCCUAGCGUGACGGCCGCCGGCGUGAUCGGGAUGAUGAGCGCCGUCGUCGCCAGCAUCAUCGAGUCCAUCGGCGACUAUUACGCCUGCGCCCGUCUGUCGUGUGCCCCGCCCCCUCCGAUCCACGCCAUCAAUAGGGGGAUAUUUGUGGAGGGCAUCUCUUGCGUUCUGGACGGUCUUUUCGGGACCGGAAAUGGUUCCACCUCCUCCAGUCCAAACAUUGGCGUCCUGGGUAUAACAAAGGUGGGCAGCAGGCGCGUGAUCCAGUACGGUGCCGCCAUGAUGCUGUUGCUGGGCCUUGUGGGUAAAUUCAGCGCCCUGUUCGCAUCCCUGCCGGACCCGGUGCUGGGGGCUCUGUUCUGCACCUUGUUCGGCAUGAUCACGGCGGUGGGGCUGUCCAACCUGCAGUUCGUCGACCUCAACUCUUCGCGCAACCUUUUCGUCUUGGGCUUCUCCAUCUUCUUUGGCCUGAUGUUGCCCAGCUACCUCAAACAGAACCCGCUUGUUACAGGCAUUGUUGAGAUUGACCAAGUAUUAAAUGUACUGCUCACCACUGCCAUGUUUGUGGGAGGCUCGGUUGCUUUUAUUUUGGACAACACUAUUCCAGGAUCUCCUGAAGAGCGAGGCAUCAGGAAGCUGAAGCGCGGCUCGGGUCCCAGCGCCGCCGAGCUGGAGGGGAUGCGGUCGUACGACCUGCCCUUCGGAAUGGACUUCAUCCGCAGGCACGCCCUCUUUAAGUACCUCCCCAUCAGCCCCACCUUCGCCGGCUACCAGUGGGGGCGGCUGCGGGAAAGCUGCAGGAGCGGCGACGGACACGGGGAUGCGGGCGAGGGCGAGGGCAAGGGCAAGGGGAGGGCUUCCCGCGCCGAGAGCCUGGCGUAGCUGUCGGGUGCCGUGCGUCCUUUCGGGGAGGAAGGGAAACCGCCACGAGGGGGGGAUGAGAGGCUGCGGUGCAGGAUUGCCGAGCGCGUGGAUGACGUGUCAACCGUCGACCUCCGUCUGUCUCUCUGCCCGUCCUGUCCUGUCCUGUCCUGUCGUGUCUGCCUGCC